Messenger RNA from Striga hermonthica, 705 nucleotides. The record is from the annotation of a GenBank genome assembly. NCBI's taxonomy places the organism in Eukaryota, Viridiplantae, Streptophyta, Magnoliopsida, Lamiales, Orobanchaceae.
AUGGAAAAGAACAUUCGAACCAUGGGCUAUCACUUGUUAAAGCUAGUGAUCUUCUCCUUUAUUGUUGUGGUGAAUACUAAUCAAGCCCAAGGACAUGACGGUGGAGUUAGCCUCAAAUUAAACGUAACUGGAACAGUUGGAGUCCAAGCUGGCGAUGUCAAUGCAAACGUCAGCCUCACACUCAUUGCUAAUGCAACCGCAACGGGAGCAGUUUGUCUAGACGGAAGUGCAGGAGGUUAUUACUAUGAUCCUGGAUUUGGUGAUGGAGUUAAUAGUUGGAUUAUUUAUUUGAAUGGUGGGGGUUGGUGUGGUAGUGAUGGGGGUUGUCAAGCAAAGGUGAGCAAUGGAGGAAGCAGCAACCAGAGUCUCAAGAUGAUCACUUUUGGCCAACUACAUAGCAGAGACCACACAACUAAUCCAGAUUUCUAUAAUUGGAAUAGAGUACAAGUGGUCUACUGUGAUGGUUCAUCUUUCAUGGGAAACGCGGAUCAUAGUGUAGUUGAAAGUAGGGGUGCACGGAUUUUUGACGCCGUGAUGAAUGAAUUCUUUCACAAAGGAAUGGCUAACGCAACAAAUGUUAUACUUACCGGUGGGUCGGCCGGUGGAUUAGCAACCCUCUUGCACUGCGAUGGCUUCCGAGCUCUCUUUCCGAGUAGCGUUCGUGUUAAAUGCGUUAUCGAUUCUGGUUUCUUUCUCCAUGCGUAA